This is a messenger RNA of Actinia tenebrosa (Australian red waratah sea anemone), 6419 nucleotides long. Its product is annotated as protein MON2 homolog. Lineage: Eukaryota; Metazoa; Cnidaria; Anthozoa; Actiniaria; Actiniidae. The record is from RefSeq and is a predicted model, not a curated record.
UCAGCUAUCCAAGAUGGCGGCCAGACGUGUUUAUAAGAACACAUAAAGAACACCAAAAAAUACUCCUGUAAUGUCACUCACUAAACCGGCAGAAAUAAUUACAAAACUAUGAUAUAUAAUUAUCAAUAUUCAAUCACAUAUUGAGUGUUAAUAUUGGAAAAAUGUCCCGUCGGACAGACGAUAAGGCAAAGAAGUUCGUCGACUCAGUGUUUUCUGAUCUACGGGCUUUGUCUAAUGAAACCAAAAGAAAAUUCCACCCAGUAAAAGAGGCAGCUGAGGCUGGUAUACAAAGGUUGAAGUCAAUCUCAGCCAGAAAUCAAAAGAUCACCACUGCUUUAGCCGAGGAGAAUGAGAUUCUGCAGCCAUUUCUGCUUGGUUGUGACACCAAGUCACUUAGAGUCAUACAGAUCUCAUUAACAGCAUUACAAAGACUCAUAACAAAUGAAGCUCUGUCUGAGCCUUCAGCCAAUAAUCUUGUUAGUACACUAUGGAACCUAAUGGAGAGUGGUUUAGAGGAGCUAAGGAUUCUACAGACUGUCAUACUGUUGAUAACUACUUCAAACAUAGUACAUGGGGAUCAUUUGGGGAAGGCUAUGGCAUUAUGUUUCAGGCUUUAUUUUGUUAAAGAUUCAACAGUCAGUGGAACUGCUGCUGCUACUGUCCGUCAGAUGGUUUCUGUUGUGUUUGAUAGAGUUGUUACAGAAGACAGUAAUCCUAAAGAUGAUGAAAAGCCUGAUGAUGUUUCCAACACAAGACACAAAAACUGUCCCGUGAGUCUGCACCCCUGUGCAAGGGAUGCUUAUCUAUUGUUCCAGGAUCUGUGUCAAUUGACAAGUGGAGAACAGCCAUAUUGGCUUCAUGGUGUAGUAGAAAUGACAAGAACCUUCGGUUUAGAACUCCUGGAAUCUGUUCUCAGAGGAUAUCCUCACAUCUUCCUUAAGCACCCAGAAUUCAGUUUUCUACUGAAAGAGAGAGUAUGUCCCCUAAUAAUCAAGUUGUUUUCCCCGAGUAUCAAGUAUCGACAAGGAGGAUCACAGUCAUCACCAGGGUCUGUCGAAAGACCAGUGUACCCUGUGGCUGUAAGACUGCUCAGGAUUGUAUCUGUUCUUAUCGAACAGUUUUACACACUACUGGUGACAGAAUGUGAAAUUUUCCUGUCAUUACUUGUCAAGUUUCUCGAUUCGAGUAAACCUUUGUGGCAACGAGCGUUAGCACUUGAAGUCCUUCAUACAUUAACCAUCCAACCUGCCCUUCUUAGGUCUUUUUGCCAGUUUUACGACAUGCAGGAACAUUCCACCAAGAUAUUCCACAACAUUGUCAAUGCAUUAUCAAGUUUCAUCCAGUCUCUCUUCACUAACCAGUUAUCCCACGGCACAGGACCAAGCUCUAGUUCUUCUCCUAGUGGCAAUACAAUACAAACAUCCUCCAGUGCCCCACCCCCCUCAGUCAUGGCAUUAAGUACCAUGGGAGGGGUGACUCCACAACCAGGGUUUCUGUACCGAGGUGCUUGGGUACCUUUAACAGUCACACCUGUUUCUGGUCAAGCCAAACCAGUCUAUCUUGAUCAUCUAGAGAAGCAAGAAACACCAUCAAUUCCAGAUGGCUACACAUUGUCCAUCGCCUUUGCCUGCAUACUAGAGAUUGUCAAGGGACUAAAUACUCUAGUCGUACAUACCUCUCCAGAGAAACCAUCAAUAGAGGGCUGGAUUGAACCAGAUGUAAAACAUGUAAAGGAGAGUGAUACUGGUGUGGGGACUGUCAGUAUUAAUGCUAUGGAUCAAGGUGCGAGUAAUAAUCAUGUGGGCAAAGAAAUGGUCAAUGCUUCUUGGUGUGGUGUUUUAGCAUCUCUGUCACUUCUUCUUGAAUCAAGUAAUGAUGAGACAGGAACAGAAGCCAUUCUUAAAUCCUUUCAGAUGUUUUCUAACGUGUGUGGUGUAUUAAGCCUGACUACCCCACGUGAUGCAUUCAUAACAUCAUUAUGUAAAGCUGCGCUUCCACCGCACUACACACUAACUAUAGUUAACCCACACUCUGGUAAGGCUCAGGUAUCAUACAUCAAGAACCCCUCGUCUAGUCAUGGAAUGGGGUCUGAUGCACAAGGUGGUGGAGGUAGUGAUCAACCUGUUCUGUCAAGAACUAUGUCGUUCCCUGGAGGGGGAGGGUCAGGAGCUGUUGUUACCGGUACCUCUGUUGGUGGAUCUCAUGGUCCUGUAUCGUUAACAGCUAAGAAUGUGCAGUGUAUGCGUGCCUUACUUAGCCUUGCACACUGUCAUGGUACUAUAUUGGGUACUGCCUGGCACAUGGUCCUUAUAACAUUACAGCACUUAACCUGGAUCCUUGGCUUAAAACCCUCAACAGGCGGAACCUUGAAAGCCAUGCCAACUACAGAAGCACCUAACUUGGUAAUAAGUCAAAGUAUGAUGGCAGAGUUACCUGUUCUCGCUGCUAUUCUGUCAAGACUCUUUGAAACAUCACAAUACCUUGAUGACGUAGCAUUACAUCACUUGGUGGAUGCUUUGUGUCAGCUGUCUUCCACAUCAAUGGAACAAGCACAGUCCAAUAAGGAACCAUCCUUGUUUGCCGUUGCUAAGUUACUAGAGACAGGACUAAACAACCUUCAUCGAGCUCGAAUACUGUGGAAACCGCUGACCGCGCAUUUGUUGGAGGUCUGUCAGCACACUCACGCGAAGAUGAGGGAAUGGGGAGCAGAAGCUGUGACGUCAUUAGUCCGUUCAGCUCUGACGUAUAAUCACAAGCCACCGCUGAACGAGAAUAUUAGUUUGCAAGCGAUGUUACUGUCCCCAUUACAAGAAAUGUCUUCCAUAUCCUACUCCGACAUACGAUACAAGCAGCUUGAAUGUGUCUUACAGAUUCUCCAUUCUACUGGUCAAAAUCUUGGUCACGGCUGGCCGUGUGUUCUUGGUGUGAUAGGAGCUGCAACCAAUCAACAGGGGGAAGGUCUGAUUCGCGUGGCGUUCCAGAGUCUUCAGUUAGUAGUGACUGACUUCCUACCCUUGAUGCCUUGCGCGUGUCUCAAGGUUGUCAUUGAUGUUGCUGGGAAGUUUGGUUUACAACCACUUGAACUGAACAUUAGCUUGACAGCCAUUGGAUUACUGUGGAACAUCGCAGAUUUUUUAUCUCAAAACCGCGACAAAAUACGCGAAGGCCUCAAAGCUCCUGAUUCAUCGGAGUUUGAGGGUCUAAAGUACGAUCGUCCCGUCCCUCCAAGUGAUCGAUUAUGGAUGUGUCUCUACUCCAAGCUUGGUGAUCUUUGUGUUGAUCCACGACCUGCUGUCAGGAAGAGUGCAGGACAGACAUUGUUCUCUACAAUCAGUGUACAUGGAUCGUUAUUAGAAAAUAUCACGUGGUAUACUGUACUGUGGCAGGUGUUAUUCCCUCUGCUUGAUCAAGUCAAGCGCAUGUCCACGACAGCAGCUACUGUCCCACCACCAAGUGACAUCAAUCAAGCCAAGAACAAAAUACUCAUCCAUCACUCACGUGACACGGCCGAGAAGCAAUGGGCAGAAACACGUGUCCUGACAUUGAAUGGUGUGGCUAGAGUAUUCAACACUAGGCGCCAGACUCUCGCAGCCCUGGAUGAAUUCCCCAGGGCCUGGGCACUACUCUUGGAGUUUGUCGAAUCAGCAGCAUUGAGUAAAUCAUCUGAAGUAGCGCUAGCAGCAUUGAAAAGUUUCCAGGAGAUGGUACAGGAUUCUAGUGAGAAUAGCAAUGGUGAGAAAGAAGAGGAAGAUAUUAAUAUGCUACUUGACCCUGUACGAGCUGCAAAGAUGAGAUCCAGGAUGAAAGUGAAACCAAAGUUUUACGAAGAAGCUGAAGAUCUAAACUUGUGGAUUAAUGCCUGGAAGGUUUGGUGCGAUAUUGGAAUGUCGAGUCUGUCACCCUCAUCAUUCGACCAAACACGAGUAGAUGCUGAGGGGAAAACAGUGACUAACAAGAUCUACCCAACCCAGCCAUACAUUACCGCCCUUGUGCAAAUAUUCCCCACUCUCUUUAGACGGAUAUACAAUAGAUUUGGUUUAGCAGAUUUGCAGAAACUCUCCAAGAUAUUACAAGCUUGCAUCACGAUUCCUGUGCCUGCAGACCAAUCUCCUUUCCUCUUGCCCUCAUUUCAGGACACUAUUCUAACUCCUUUACAACACUCUAUCAUCGAUGUAGUGGAUAUCUUACGAGAACCUCUGCCCAACAACAAGGGCUCUGUACUAGACAUAUCUAGCCAACCAAUGUAUCCUACUUUAUUUGGACUGUUAGUAUUCUUUGUAGAAUGUGCUUGUAACCCUCCUAAGGUUGAUAAUGAAGUAUCCUUCGGCAAGAAGAAAGAAUGGUUGAUUCUUCAAUUAACGCCAUUUUCUGAGAAAUGCUUAGAGAUGACAGUGGAGAUGUAUGGUACUAGUGUCAACAAGAAUGCUGUUAUACAAGAAAAAGUCCUAGAGAAAAUUAUCAAGGCACUUCGCACACCUAUGGGUCUAAAGUAUGACUGCCCAUCACAGACCACGUGGAAGCUUGCAGUUAGUUCUCUUCUUACUGUUUUAAGAAUUGGUCUUCCUGUGGCGCUAAAUAAUCCAGAUUCAUUUAGUUCAAUGUGGUAUGAACUGGCUUCGUGUCUUGAGGAUUUCUUGUUCUCUGAGAAGACUCCACCCAACACGCAGUCACUGGAGCAGCACCAACAAGACGAAGAGCUUGAUAUUAAGCUUCUACGAAUGAUUCGUGAGGAUAUCUUACCACACUCGUCUACUCUUCCUAAAGACUUCAUGGUCCGYGUGAUGGCGCUACUGAACCGUGGCUCCAUUCAUUCUGCUACUGACUCAGCAUUCAGCGGUACUGAUGCGAACAGUUUUCCUAUCCGUGAAGAGUUUGCCAAAUCUUGCUUCGAGACGUUGUUGCAGUUUUCAUUUGUGAAUGACUCUCACCGACAAGACGUAACAGAUGGUCAAGUAUCGGAAUUAGCACUCGAUGCAAUGUUGAGUCGUUGUCAAGAUGUUCUUGAAAAAUACGUAGAGGACGAAAGACUGAGCGGAAAAUGCCCGCUACCAAGAACACGCAUGGCUGAAAUGUCAUUCGUCAUGAAGGCUGUCAGUACCUUGAUUGGCUCUUUGAAGAAAAUGACACGUGACAACGCACGUGUUGUUGACCCCAAGAUCUGGGACCAAGUAGUCCAACUCUACCCACGUUUGGUAGAAUGUAGUACAUGCAACUCAAACCAAGUUAGACGAGCUUUGAAAGAAGCAUUGCAAGAAUAUGCAGACUUACUAGUAGCCCCUCGGGUGGACAAAGCUGCUUCUGGCUCAUUGGCUACUGUCAACGGCAGCACCUAGUAUCUGCUAGUUUGGAAAAUUGCCCAUAAAUAGUGGCUUAUGUAAACUAAAUUAACAUAUGGGCCUGGUUUUGACUUGCAACACAACUGUAAGCCUAAGGAAAAUACAAACUCUGUUACAUAUUACAUGUUAGGAGUUGUCUUGUAGAAGACCUACACAGAGUCUGUGUGUCACUCAUGGGUGCAGCAGCAGGGGUGGAUCCAGGGGAGGGGUACAGGGGGUGUGCACCCCUCCCUGGAUUGACUUUGAUCCCCUUCUUUGAAGAUAACCAAUACAAAAUAAUAUUUUUUCCCCUUUAAUUCUAAGGGGUGUGCAGCACUCUCCCUGAACAAACUCCAGGAUCCACCCCAGAGCUGGAUAUAGUCCUAGCAUUGUUUUUAUCUUAGAUGAUACAUUUUUGAACAUGAAUCAUUUUAGGGUUUUUCUUAGUUCCUUUGCUUUACGUUAAAACCAGGCAUCAUAGAUAAAAAUAUUAUGUAAAAUGAAAUAUUUCAAUGGAAUAUUGAUAUUAUGGGUUAAAUUGAAUCGAAUGUUAGUACAUCUUUGAGAUGCAACUUGGUUAAGAGUUGCACAAAAAUGAAUUUAUAAAUUAUUUUCCUUUGAAUGAACAUUGAACAGGAAAUGGAUAGAAGAUAAAAAUGCAAAAGUUUUAGUAAAACAGAGCUUUUUAGACAGUAUGUAGUAGACGUUGUACAGAUGAAACCGUUGUUCUUGGAUUGCAACCAAUGUGACUCAAAAUCUCUUGAGAUAUGAAUAAUAAUGAAACAGCCGCCAUGUUGGUUGAUAUAAUGAGAGAAGCUGAUGAGGAAUGCUUUGCAAAAGUCAACCAACAUAGCAGCUGACUUUACAUUCACCCAAAAAACUAGAGCAAUAAAUGUCCUUUAAAUAAUGCUUCACUUUUUAUGAGCAAAAAUAACACUGCUUAGGAGAUAAUAAACCCAUGAAAAGAUACCAACUGAGUAGUGCUAAGUAGUACAGUUUGAAUGAUAGAAAACAAUAGAUUUUGGAUUAGUAGUUUCGAUACUUUUCCAUGGGUUUUCUUUCUCAUAAUGGACAUAAAAAAUAAAGAUAUAUUUCAGACUUCAA